Messenger RNA from Pecten maximus, 1934 nucleotides. Its product is annotated as enoyl-CoA hydratase domain-containing protein 3, mitochondrial-like. Gene Ontology annotation, cellular component: mitochondrion. The record is from RefSeq and is a predicted model, not a curated record. NCBI's taxonomy places the organism in Eukaryota, Metazoa, Mollusca, Bivalvia, Pectinida, Pectinidae. Gene Ontology annotation, molecular function: hydro-lyase activity.
AGUCGUUGCGAAUUAUGGCAGCCAAUCUACGACAUCGUAUUAUCUUUACUACGGUUUGCAUUAUGAUGGCAGGGAGGUUGUGGAAUAGUCGUCUGUUACAGAUAACAAAGCUUGGAAGACAUUUUUCAACACAAAGAUCAAGAUUAUGGAGACCAGACAAUGGAUACACUAUCACAACAGAAGAAAAUGGAAUAAGGACAAUUUGUUUGAAUGAUCCAAAGAAGAGAAAUGCUCUGUCGUUGCGAAUGCUGGAGACCUUAAAAACAGAUCUAUCACACGAGACUGAUGGCCUACGGGUCAUCAUACUUUCUGCAAAAGGACCAGUUUUUUCAGCCGGUCAUGAUCUUAAGGAACUGACAACAAAAGAGGGCAGAGAUUAUCACAGAAAGGUAUUCCAAACCUGUACGGAUGUAAUGCUGAUGGUCCAGGAGCUUCCAGUGCCAGUAAUAGCCCAAGUAUCAGGACUAGCUACAGCAGCUGGGUGUCAGUUGGUGGCAAGUUGUGACAUAGCCGUAGCAACGGACACAUCUAGAUUUGCCACUCCGGGGGUCAGUGUGGGAUUAUUCUGUUCAACCCCAGCAGUAGCUGUUGGCCGUUCAGUGCCCAGAAAGGUUGCCAUGGAGAUGCUGUUCACAGGACAUCCUAUAUCUGCCCAGGAUGCACUUCUACAUGGCCUAGUCAGUCGAGUUGUUCCGGAGGACAAAUUGGAGGAGACUACCAUGGCCAUAGCCAAUAGAAUAUGUGAGACAAGCAAGAGUGUGGUGGCUCUGGGAAAAGCUACAUUCUACGCUCAGAUGAACCUGGAGAGGAAAGAGGCCUACACGUUGACAUCAAAGGUCAUGGUUGAGAAUUUAUCGCUAGGCGAUGGACAGGAGGGCAUCAGAGCCUUUAUAGAGAAACGAAAACCAUCUUGGAAUCACAAAACUGAAAAAGUCCACUAGAUGAAAAGGAAUGAAAGCCAUCUUUGGAUCACAAACCGAAAAAAUUCCACAAGAUAUAAAGAAAUUGAGGUCCUCUUGGAAUCACAUUGUGACAAUAUAAUUCCAAGAAGUUGAUACAUGAGAUAAUUGCAGUGAGAUAAAAUUUAUGUCAACCAUGGGAGUGAUUGAUUGAAGAGGAGUUAUUUGUGAAAUUUAAAUCCUCAUUGAAUAUAUAUGAAUCUAAUAGAUAAUUAAGUAUUCAAUGAAUAUUGAAAAUAUUAAGCAUCCUCUCAAUUACAGUGUCAAGCAAACGUUAAUAUAUUGUAAAACGAAGUCCAUGGCUAAUAGUAUUGCAGAAGUGUACAGUUUUAAUACAAAUAUAUUUUCAUGAUUUGGAUAAUACUGUAUUCAUAUACUUGAUUUAUAUAUAAAGGUGCUUAUAUAGUCACAUUUUAUGUUUCUUUCAUACAUUUAUCUGAAACAUUUUAUGUCUAUAAGACAAUCAGUAUUUUUCUUAAACAAUAUCUUUAAAGUUAUUUAGAGGUCCAAAAAACAACCUCACUGUGGAGUCAAAGGUUGCACCAGGGAGGUAUAGUAUAGAUCAUAUAUCCCAGUUCAAACUCAGGAUAUAUGCAUAUUAUGUAUACAAGCUCUGCAGAUUAUUUGACACUUAAUUGUUUCAAUACCUUAGUAAAACAAUCUUGCUGGCAGAAAUUUAUAUGUGAUUACUGAAGUAAUUAUUUUAGUCUUUCAGAUAAUUUAGAGCAUACAUGUAAACAAAUUUAAACAGAUUUGUGCAAUGAUUUAUUAGAUCAUCCACAUGUUUGCCAUUAAUACCAACAUAAAGCAAGUGUUAUUAAUGAAAACAUUGAUUUUUGGAAUGUUUUCAGCAUAAAGAAUAUGAUUUGAUUACAUGAAGAGUAUGUAGUGGUAAUAUUGCUUGAUUUAUGUAAUAAUGUUGAAAUGAAAUUGUCUGUGAUACACAAAUUUAAAAUAAAAUUACAAAAAGGCGAA